Molecule: messenger RNA, 1662 nt
Organism: Lottia gigantea (owl limpet)
Lineage: Eukaryota; Metazoa; Mollusca; Gastropoda; Lottiidae
Exons: 13
Coding region: 1-1662 (553 amino acids)
Cellular component (GO): plasma membrane
Molecular function (GO): ATP hydrolysis activity; ATP binding; ABC-type transporter activity
Source: RefSeq, a predicted model, not a curated record
AUGCACAAAGCGAAGUCUCCAGAUAACAAGUUGGUCUUUCAAGAUAUAAAUGUUUCCAUAAAUAAAACAGUUAUCUUACAAAAUGUCUCUGGGGUGGUUCACAGUAAAGAAGUUUUGGCUGUCAUGGGACCUAGCGGUUCUGGGAAAACAACAUUACUAAAUACAAUAGCUGGUAGAACUGGUGCCAAAUCAGGAGAUAUAGAAUUAAAUGGUCACAGAUUGAAUAAGCGCUUACGUAGAAAAAUGGCUUAUGUUUUACAAGAAGAUUUAUUCUAUACCAAUCUAACAUUAUGGGAAACAUUAUAUUUCACAGCCAUGUUAAACCUGCCAGAUAAAAUUCCUAGAUUUGAAAAACUUCAUAGAAUAGAUGAAAUUAUAGAAGCAUUAGAUUUGGAAAAAUGUAGAAAAACAAUGAUUGGUGGAAUGUUUGAACAUGGAUUAUCUGGUGGUGAAAAGAAAAGAUUAAGUAUAGGUUGUGAAUUAUUGACCAAUCCCCAUGUUAUGUUAUUAGAUGAGCCUACAUCAGGUUUAGAUUCUAGUACAGCUUAUAGUUUAAUGGUUCAGAUGACAGAUUAUGCUCAGAAAGCUAAUAAAGCUAUCAUUGUUACCAUACAUCAACCAUCCAGCCAAAUAUAUCAUCUCUUUUCUAAUCUCUUAUUAUUAACAGAUGGUCAGGUAGCUUAUAAUGGAUCACCACAUGAUGCUUUAGAGUUUUUUAAAAAUAUUGAUUUAGUUUGUGAUGAACAUUAUAAUCCAGCUGACUUUAUGUGUAAGUAUUUAAUAUUAAAAUCAAACACCUAUGUUAAUCAAAUCAAACACUCAGGUCAGUUAAAUCAAAAACACAGGUCAGUUAACUCAAACACACAAUCUAGUCAACACAAACACUCCAAAACAGUAUGUUGCAAUUUUUUGAAUUUUUACCUAAUCUCUAAGAUACACUCUGACAGCAACAUGAGUCACAGUUACACAAAUUUCAAAACUUGUUUUUAUUCUUGGAAGCCUAACAUGCUUUUUCAAAAAUUUUUAGUUCGAGAUAUUUUGAAGGUCAAAGAAUCAAAAAGUCGUUUUUUAUCGAAGUAUGCUGUCACAAUGAACUUAAUCCUGUCAUUGGCCUGUGGUUUGAUGUGGUUUCAAGUAGACAGAACAUAUUCAACUAUUAGAGACAGAAUGGGAUUUGUAUUCUUCGUUGUAGUUUUCUGGGCAUUUACCCCAAUCACUGAUGCUAUUUUAUGCUUUCCCAAAGAAAGAACUAUAAUGAUGAAAGAAAGAGCUGCCGGUUCAUACAGAUUACUUGCUUACUAUUUAGCUAAAUCUUGUAGUGAAUUACCUUUAAUGACAAUUAUGCCAGUUGCAUUUGUAACUAUCAGUUAUUGGAUGGCUGGUUUUAAAGGUGUUCCUGAAUUCUUUGCUACUGCAGCAAUUGUUCUAGUGUCGUCUCUAGUUGCUCAGGGAAUGGGUUUUGUAAUUGGAGCUUCAUUUAGAAACUUUCAAACAGCCAUGACAACUUCAACUACCCUAAUGCUGUGUUCUUUAAUAUUUGGUGGUUACUACAGUCAAAAAUUUCCUUCUUGGUUGUCAUGGUUGAAAUAUUUUUCAUUUUUACAUUAUCCAUUUGCUGCCAUUACAAUUCUAGAAAUGUCAGAUACAGAAAAUAUCAUGUAA